Talaromyces proteolyticus is the source of this 150-nucleotide messenger RNA. Its product is annotated as mitochondrial outer membrane translocase complex, subunit Tom5. The record is from RefSeq and is a predicted model, not a curated record. Lineage: Eukaryota; Fungi; Ascomycota; Eurotiomycetes; Eurotiales; Trichocomaceae. The transcript is spliced from 4 exons. Bases 1 to 150 code for a protein of 49 amino acids.
AUGUUUGGCGGCGGAGAGCAACGACUUUCUAAGGAGGAGAUCGAGGCCGGUGAGAUCGAAGCGCAACAGACCGUUCGAUUUGCAGUUGCUACUGGCAUUCUCCUUUACCUCUCGCCUUUCGCUGUUGACUUCGUGAAGAAGUUCCUGUGA